This is a messenger RNA of Eurypyga helias (sunbittern), 916 nucleotides long. RefSeq names its product platelet glycoprotein 4-like. The coding region runs from base 200 to 916 and encodes 238 amino acids. Gene Ontology annotation, cellular component: cytoplasm; caveola; cell surface. Gene Ontology annotation, molecular function: low-density lipoprotein particle binding; scavenger receptor activity; low-density lipoprotein particle receptor activity. The transcript is spliced from 6 exons. Gene Ontology annotation, biological process: low-density lipoprotein particle clearance; lipoprotein transport; lipid storage. The record is from RefSeq and is a predicted model, not a curated record. NCBI's taxonomy places the organism in Eukaryota, Metazoa, Chordata, Aves, Eurypygiformes, Eurypygidae.
AGCUGCUUGUCUUCUUGUUACUGGAUGCAAGUCAUGUGUUAAAUACCUGUAUGUUCAGCUGAAAAGUCAGUUGCCCUUAUUCAAGCUUCUCUCAGGAAAAUCAGAGAGUCUACUGGGACCAAGAAGUGAGAAAAAAACAUCAAGCCUUGCAACAAGGAUAUUUUCACAUUGUCUGCCUGCACCCUGACAAAGGAGAGGAAUGGGCUGUAACAGAAACUGUGGGCUCCUCACUGGGGCCGUCGUCGGUGCUGUGUUGGCUAUCUUUGGAGGAGUUCUGAUACCAGUUGGAGAUAACAUUAUAGGCAAAGCAAUAAAAAAGGAAGCUGUUAUUUCAAAUGGUACCAUUGCGUUUGAAAAUUGGCUUGUGCCAGGAAGUUCUGUUUACAGACAAUUUUGGGUUUUCCAUGUCCAAAAUCCUUCAGAGGUAUUAGACCAAGGAGCACGUCCAAAACUUGAACAAAGAGGACCUUACACAUACAGUGUGAGAUAUUUACCCAAAGAAAAUAUCACGGAAAACUCUGAUGGGACAAUAUCCUACAUGUUGCCUAACGUUGCUCGCUUUGAACCUGAUAUGUCUGUUGGGACAGAAAAUGAUACCAUCACCUGCCUCAACCUUGCUGUUGUGGCUGCACCUUCCUUGUAUACAAACACUUUUAUACAACUGCUAUUAAAUACUUGGAUUAAAUCUUCUAAGUCAACCAUGCUGCAGAACAGAACAGUGAAAGAAUUACUGUGGGGAUACAAAGAUCCCUUCUUAAACAAGGUCCCCUUCCCCUUGGACCCAGUUCUGGGAGUCUUCUACCCGUAUAAUGGGACAUUCGACGGACUUUACAAAGUCUAUACUGGGAAAGAAGACAUUAAAAAAACAGCAAUGAUUGAAAGCUAUAAAAACAAAAGGUAUCAUAGCAUUGCAUAA